Ipomoea triloba (trilobed morning glory) is the source of this 882-nucleotide messenger RNA. Its product is annotated as meiotic recombination protein DMC1 homolog. The record is from RefSeq and is a predicted model, not a curated record. NCBI's taxonomy places the organism in Eukaryota, Viridiplantae, Streptophyta, Magnoliopsida, Solanales, Convolvulaceae. Gene Ontology annotation, molecular function: single-stranded DNA binding; double-stranded DNA binding; DNA strand exchange activity. Gene Ontology annotation, cellular component: condensed nuclear chromosome. Gene Ontology annotation, biological process: DNA strand invasion; DNA recombinase assembly; reciprocal meiotic recombination. Bases 448 to 882 code for a protein of 144 amino acids. The transcript is spliced from 6 exons.
UACAAGAACAAGAUUGGUGGCUAUACUUUCCCUAUUUAAUAGUGUUAAAUGAUGCUUAGGAUCCAUUAUUAAUUAUUGUAUGCCAUGCCCCCCACCCCAUCAUCAUGCUUUGUUGCUGUAAAUCUGAAGUUCUAAAGAACUUGUCCCCUGCCUUAAUCUCUUGAUUUGCUGCAGAAAUGUAUUGGUUCUGUGAAUGUGGAUUUGAUGCUGCAAAUGGAGGUGCCUAGAAAGCGUCCUGCUCAGAAGAGAGCUACUGUGAAGCCAAUCAAGCCUGAAGCUGUGAUUGUAAUCAGCCCUGACACUAAAGAAGAGGUGAAGGAAAAGAACAGCCUCCGCAGAAAGGCAGCAGCUGAAGAUUCAUUCUCGAAGCAAGGUCAUUGCUUUGUAGGCCUUUGCCUGCUGAUAUAGGAAGGUGUACCUGUGUUAUUGUGAAGGAAACAUCCCCAGAUGGGUUCAAUGGAGGCACUCUCUACUCACUCUACACCUAUCCGACCUGAUCGUAUUCUGCCAAUUGCUGAAAGAUUUGGCAUGGAUGCCGGAGCUGUUCUUGACAAUAUCAUUUAUGCUCGUGCAUACACAUAUGAGCACCAAUACAACCUACUCCUUGGUCUGGCAGCAAAAAUGGCUGAAGAACCUUUCAGGCUUCUGAUUGUUGAUUCGGUAAUUGCAUUGUUUCAAAAAUGUAUUGGUUCUGUGAAUGUGGAUUUGAUGCUGCAAAUGGAGGUGCCUAGAAAGCGUCCUGCUCAGAAGAGAGCUACUGUGAAGCCAAUCAAGCCUGAAGCUGUGAUUGUAAUCAGCCCUGACACUAAAGAAGAGGUGAAGGAAAAGAACAGCCUCCGCAGAAAGGCAGCAGCUGAAGAUUCAUUCUCGAAGCAAGGUUGA